UAAUAGUGGUAUAUCAUGUGAUAUACUCAUUUGUAUUUCGGGUUUACCAAAUCACUGGUAUAACUGUGACAGUUUCUUAUGUAAAAUAGUAUAGCAUCAGUGAAUACUUCUUUUUUUUAUUAACUUAUUAGAUGUUUGUUUAUUUAGUUGAAUUUAAGGAAUAUGUCUCUUGACGACUUGGAGAAUGACGCGACAGAUAAUGUUGAUCAGAAAUAACCUAGUUCAGAUGAUGACAUUCUCAAUCAUCCACCUGAGAGCUAAAAAAGGCAAGGCAAAAGGCAGGUGAAAAGGUAGGCAAAAGGUAAGGGAAAGCUGCAGUUGACUUGGACAAUAAAGUGGCAGAUAAUGACUUUGUCGAUCCUCCACCUCAAACAUCAAAAAUACAAAGUGAAGUUGUAAAUGGCUUAGAGAAGGAGCUGGUAGAGAAUAUUCAUGACAGACGUCAUAGUUCAAGGAAUGCUUUUGUCGAUCCUCCACCUGAAAAAAUAAAAAAAGUAGUCUAAAGUUAAAAAUGCCUUGCCCAUAAGUAAUGGCUGAGAUGUUCAGUUUAAGAUUUUGGCAAAUAGCCAUGAGGAAUUGAAGAAAGCAGUAUUGUCAUUGAAUAAGGAAUAUAAGGAUGAACUAGUGAUUUUAAAGAAUUAUCUUGCCGAGAAAUUUGUGGAGGUGUUCGAUGCCAUUGAUUCAAUUAAGAAGAGCAAUUCAGCUAUACUAGUAUUCCUUUUUGUAUUGUUUUUCUAUUUUUUGGUAGUUCUAAAGUGAAUAAGACUUUUUCAAAAUUUCUGAUAUAGCACCAACACAACUGAGAUGUCGAAAAAGAUGAAGAUUGUGAUGGUGAUACUAAUCAGGAUGCGGUCGAUAAAACAAAGAAAAAGAAGCACCUGGUUAGUUGAUGUUGGAGUUGGUAAAACGACUUCAGAAAAUGUAGAUGAUCAUAAGUGGUUUGAAAUGUGUGAUUUGGGGGCUCAUAAAUUAAUAUGUGAACUUGGUAAACAAACAACAAUUGAAGAUCUUUCAUCUUGUCAGAUGUCUAAACAGUCAGGUGAUGAAAAUGUUCCAGCUGUUGAUAUUCGUAAACAAUCAACAACGAAAAUGUUUUCACAUUACAAGGUUGGGAUGAGCGACUCUCAGAUUGAGUCUCAAAUUCAUAAACUAUCUUCUGAGAUUGCGAACCAGUCCAUAUGCGUAGGUCCUGUAAUGUGUUCUAUGUCAAAUUGCUCUACAACUAAAGGUGCCACAAUGUCUUCUUUGCCGAUUCAGUUAACAUGUGAAGAGGUUCAAGCUUAUGUAGUUUCAGAUGACUCAAUUUAAGAAGAUGCAACAAGAAUAAGAGAACCUGAUGUACCCUGUGUUGUUGUGAAAGGGGAUCACCCUUUUAAAACCUCAAUUACAGAAGAAGUUCCUCUAUUAGUUAGUUAUGAGUUUUCUCAGUUUGUUGAAAGAAAGUUAAUUGUAUC
Molecule: messenger RNA, 1454 nt
Organism: Nicotiana attenuata
Lineage: Eukaryota; Viridiplantae; Streptophyta; Magnoliopsida; Solanales; Solanaceae
Exons: 2
Coding region: 805-1308 (167 amino acids)
Source: RefSeq, a predicted model, not a curated record